AUGUCAGGUCAUUCAAAAUGGUCAUCAAUUAAGCACCAUAAGGCUGCUGUCGAUGCGAAGCGUGGCAAGCUCUUCUCCAAAUUGAUUAAGGAGAUUACGGUUGCAGCGCGAGCCGCCGGUGCUGAUACCCAAGUGAAUCCGCGUUUGAGGUCUGCGGUGUUAGCUGCAAAGUCGAAGAAUGUUCCGAAUGAUAACAUCGAAAAGGCGAUUCUACGCGGCACAGGUGAACUUGACGGCGUGGAUUAUGAAGAAAUUCUAUAUGAAGGGUAUGGUCCGGGUGGGGUUGCAAUCAUGAUCGAUGUCUUGACGGAUAACAGGAAUCGAGCGAUUGCGGAUGUCAGACAUAUUUUAACCAGGCAUAGUGGAAGCAUGGGUGAGCGUGGCUGCGUUUCGUGGUUAUUUGAUAAGCGUGGUUGGAUGAUUAUCGAAAAGGGUAGUAUUGACGAAGAUGAGCUUUUUAUGAUUGCACUGGAUUCGGGGGCGGAGGAUUUGACAGUUCAGGAUGAGCACCUUGAAAUUAUUACGUCUCUUGAGAAUUUUGAGGCGGUUAGAGAAGCGGUUGAGGUGUCCGGCGCAACGAUUCUGGAAGCUGAACUAACGAUGCUGCCCCAAAAUACGGUGAAAUCGGAAGGUAAGGAAGCGGAGCGGAUGUUGCGGUUGAUGGAGGCUUUGGAAGAUAGCGACGAUGUCCAGAAGGUUUAUGCAAACUUCGACAUCCCUGAUGAUAUUUUGGAAGCUGCGGCUUGA
Geodia barretti is the source of this 747-nucleotide messenger RNA. The record is from the annotation of a GenBank genome assembly. NCBI's taxonomy places the organism in Eukaryota, Metazoa, Porifera, Demospongiae, Tetractinellida, Geodiidae.